Lates calcarifer (barramundi perch) is the source of this 1101-nucleotide messenger RNA. Its product is annotated as chymotrypsin-like elastase family member 3B. The record is from RefSeq and is a predicted model, not a curated record. Gene Ontology annotation, biological process: proteolysis. Gene Ontology annotation, molecular function: serine-type endopeptidase activity. The transcript has 8 exons. Lineage: Eukaryota; Metazoa; Chordata; Actinopteri; Centropomidae. The coding region runs from base 85 to 894 and encodes 269 amino acids.
AGUGGAAUCUGUGUUUGGGCUGACAGACAGACUGAGGUGGUAUAAGAGAGUUGAACCGAGCAAUGAGAGUAUGUAUCUGACAACAUGCUGCAGACACUGGUCCUCCUGCUGCUUCAGGCAGCAUAUGCUUUUGGAUGUGGCACACCUGCUGUCAAGCCUGAUACCAACAGAGUGGUCAAUGGAGAGGAUGCUCGGCCUCAUAGCUGGCCGUGGCAGAUUUCCCUGCAGGUGAAACAUGGCAGCCGUUUCCAUCACACUUGUGGAGGAACUCUGAUUGGACCUCGCUGGGUGCUGACUGCUGGACACUGCAUCUGGCCAGGAGAUGUGUACCGCGUGGUCUUGGGAGAGCACGACAUGAACCAGCAGGAAGGCACUGAACAGAUCAGAGAUAUUCUGCGUAUUAUUGUACAUCCAAAUUGGGACAUUGACCAUGUGGCUGAUGGCAAUGACCUGGCUCUGCUGAAACUGGAUAAAAGCCCCAUCAUGAAUGACAGCGUUGGCGUGGCCUGUCUCCCAGAGGCUGGAGAGAUCCCGACCCAUGGGACAUCGUGUUACAUCUCCGGCUGGGGCAACCUUUACACUCAUGGCCCCAUGCCUGACAAGCUGCAGCAGGCCUUGCUGCCCGUGGUGGAGCACAGUGUGUGCAGCCGCAGCGACUGGUGGGGCAUCAAUGUCAAGAGCACCAUGAUCUGUGCAGGAGGAGAUGUCGUAGCUGGAUGCAAUGGAGACUCUGGCGGUCCUCUGAACUGUUUGGGUCAGGAUGGUAGGUGGUACGUCCAGGGUGUAACCAGCUUUGUUUCCUCUCGCGUUUGCAAUGAAGUAAAGAAGCCCACCGUCUUCACCCGCACCUCUGCCUUCACCGACUGGCUCAGUGACGUUAUGAUGCAUUACUGAGGAUCUACCGGACACAGGACAUCAAAUCGAUCAAAAAACUAAUGAGGUUCCAGUGUUGUUCCUGUUCAUUUUCAAGUGUCUCAUCAGGGUCAACCACAGAAUGAUAUGUCUGUCAUCAAUGAAAAACAUUACAAAAUAAAAAUGGACCAUAUGUUUAUAUAAUGUUUAUACAGUACAAUAAACUUUUGUGUGUCUUUCAUCAGUGCA